Messenger RNA from Paramecium pentaurelia, 790 nucleotides. The record is from the annotation of a GenBank genome assembly. NCBI's taxonomy places the organism in Eukaryota, Ciliophora, Oligohymenophorea, Peniculida, Parameciidae.
AUGAACGAUUAUUAUAUUUUGCUUUAUGGAAGUUUAUCAGGUUUUAUAGCAGAAAUUGUAGGAAAUUUAUCAAAUUAUUGGAAAUAUAUGGGACAUUAUCAUUCAGAUAAUCCAUUUUUAUGUUCAAAUGGAAUGUUCAAUAAUUUGGAUGAGAAAAGAAUGUAAUAAUUCAAAUUUACCAUAGAUUUAUAUAAUAGAGAUUGUUUAAUGAUUUGGAGCUCAAAAAAUUAAUAAAUAAAUUGCUAUAUGAUGGAAAGUGGAACUCCUUAGCAUGGUGUUUAAGAUUUUAUAUAAAAGAAAGGCUCUAUUAAAAUAUCAUCAAAGAAAAAUCAAAUUAAAAAUAUCUCUUAAAGUAUUUAAAAAAUAAAUAAAGUUAAUUUCUACAAUCUUUCUUAUUAGGAAGCGUUGCACAACUUUGCUUUUCAUCCUUAUUUUAAAUAAGAAAUUUUCUUAAGAGCCAAAUAGCUUUUAGUUUCAAAAGUGUCUACAUCGGAAUUAUUUAAUUUGGUACAUUAUUUGGGUAAAAUUAAUUUCUAAGUUAAUAAGUACUUAUGACAUGAUUAAAAUGAUAACUAAAAAGGAAGAAAAAUAAAAAUUUUUUACAGUUUAAAUCUAUCUUAUUGCUUAAUUUUCUAGCAUCUUAGCUUGCUUUUCAGAUUCACUAUUUUAUUAUUUUAUUAACAAAUCCUCAAGAUUUUAUUUUUUUUAUGGAGAACGCAUACUGGUUUCUAAAAAUGGGUUGGCUCUAUUUCUUUUUGAUUGGCUUUCUUUAAGAGAUGAGAAAGCAUGA